Molecule: messenger RNA, 1103 nt
Organism: Loa loa (African eye worm)
Lineage: Eukaryota; Metazoa; Nematoda; Chromadorea; Rhabditida; Onchocercidae
Product: xeroderma pigmentosum group A
Exons: 7
Coding region: 163-903 (246 amino acids)
Biological process (GO): base-excision repair; nucleotide-excision repair, DNA damage recognition; UV-damage excision repair
Cellular component (GO): nucleotide-excision repair factor 1 complex
Molecular function (GO): damaged DNA binding
Source: RefSeq, a predicted model, not a curated record
UUCAGUUCUGAAUAUGAUACAUUUUCUUGGAACGUUUUAUUGUUGCAUCGCCAAGUUUGAUAAAUGUUAGAACCGACUGGUUGUUUUGCGUAAGACGCUGUUAUCAUCUGACUUCAUUAAUUCAGCUAUCUUGUUUCGAAUUUCGAAAAGUCGACCAAAGAAAUGAAACGUCAGCGACUGGAUGGCCAUGUAAAUAACGGUGACGGUUACGUUCCAUAUGUGGAAAGGCUUUACAGGAAAACACAAGGGGAUUAUGAAGAAGCUGGUGGAUUUUUGGAUGACGAUGACGAAUACGCUAGUGUACGGGAGCGUAUAGCGGUAGCGCGUCAAAAACGUGCAGAUGAAGCAGCGGCUAAUUCAAGGUCUCUGAUACCACCAGAUAAUUGUAUCGACUGUAAAAAACCAUUGUGUGACUCGUAUUUGUGGGAAAAGUUCAAUUAUCCUGUUUGUAAUACAUGCAGAAACGAUCAAGGUGCUCACAAAUUGAUUUCGCGAACGGAGGCUAAAAAUCAGUAUCUAUUGAAGGAUUGUGAUCUUGAUUUACGUAAACCAGUUUUGAAGUUUAUUUCAAAAAAGAAUCCACACAACCCUCGUUAUGGUGAUAUGAAGCUGUACCUUAAAGCACAAUUGGAACAACGUUGCUUGGAAGUGUACGGAUCAAAAGAGGAAUUUGAAAAGGCAAAGGAAACACGUACCGUACAAAAGGAAACACGACUAGAAAAGCGCUUCGAGAAGAAAAUCAAAGAAAUGAGGCAGCAAGUACAUGGAUCGAAAAUUUUUAAAUUCAGCUAUGGCAAAGCUCACGAUCAUGUCUACGGUGAUGAGACAUAUGAUUCGGAGAAGGAUGAAUAUUGGAAGACAUGCAAAAUAUGUGAUUAUAAAUUGACGUAUGAAAAGUUGUAACGAAGAUUGUUCAUUUAAGAAUAAUUUGAUAUUGCCCUGCUCUUCUAGUAAGAGUAAAUCAAGUUUUUAAUCAUUUUGUGUUGCGUAUCUGCUGGUCCCAACAAUUGUGCUUGAGUUAGACCAUAUGCAAACCUUUUGGAAGUGUGGCUGAAGUUUAGACCACGAAUUGUUCACUUAAUAAGUAUUUGACAGGUGACCAG